AUGGAGAUGGAGCCCCAGCCGCGCCGGCCCUGGGCGAGCAAACCCCGCGACACAGAAUACGGCGAGGCUCAGCAGCGGAUGGGUGCAUUUACCCUUUUCGCACCCGACGAGGACGAGGACGAGGACUCGGCGGAUACAGGGACUCAUGCCAACAGCCAACCGCCCACUGCCGCCCUACCCUCCAUUCGCCGCGGUCAGAUUCCUACCUAA
Messenger RNA from Colletotrichum abscissum, 210 nucleotides. RefSeq lists its product as uncharacterized. The record is from RefSeq and is a predicted model, not a curated record. The transcript has 2 exons. NCBI's taxonomy places the organism in Eukaryota, Fungi, Ascomycota, Sordariomycetes, Glomerellales, Glomerellaceae. The coding region runs from base 1 to 210 and encodes 69 amino acids.